AUGACGUAUAUGUUCGCUGCCAGAUGUCGAGGAGAGCCCGUUAAAUCCAAUGCAGGUGUAAGUCAUUAUUUUUUGUAAAUUUCAAUGUCAGUUAAACGUUAUUUCAGAACUAUUGCGUUGCAAUUGGUCGUGACCUUAAAAGAGCAGGUUGCGUAAAAGAAGCAGCCAUCCCUACUGGGCUUGAAAUCGGUAAAUUAAAUUAGAUUAAAUUAUUUUAGAGCUACAUAUAAUUUUUUUACAGUAAAUAUGAAAUAAAGUAGCGUAACGUUAAAUUAGACUACUGUAACACGAGGUUGAAAUAGCUAGAGCUAACGAUGGCUAGAGCUUGGAAUAAGCAUAGUUCGUAUCUAUUGUAAUAUACGUAUUUAGGUUACGCGCCAACAACAACCGAUGAAACACAAUAUUCACAUUAUAUUAAAUUGUAAGUUGAAAAAAAAACAAUGGCAUACCUGAUUGUUUUAUACUUAAUAAUUUAUUGAAUUUUAUAUACAUCUGUUGACAAACAAAAGUUAGCAACUUCUUUAUUUAACAAAUUAAUCUUCUAGGGCCUUAUCCUUUUUUUGUCAACUGAUGUAUACUAAAAAGUCUUUAGCACUCAUAACUGUCACGAACACGGAGAUGGAGAAGUAAUUACUGGCAUUGCUUUUGCUGAUCACUACAACAUAAAACCAAUCAAUAUUCAUAUUUGUGGCGAUCAAGAAGUUGCUCCCUCUGUAGGCUACAACUUUGGAGCUAUUGAACUUAGUCAAUUGAAUCAUCGUAAACCGGCAUCAUAA
Messenger RNA from Bursaphelenchus okinawaensis, 776 nucleotides. NCBI's taxonomy places the organism in Eukaryota, Metazoa, Nematoda, Chromadorea, Rhabditida, Aphelenchoididae. The record is from the annotation of a GenBank genome assembly.